This is a messenger RNA of Nerophis lumbriciformis (worm pipefish), 4811 nucleotides long. RefSeq names its product protein FAM163A-like. NCBI's taxonomy places the organism in Eukaryota, Metazoa, Chordata, Actinopteri, Syngnathiformes, Syngnathidae. The record is from RefSeq and is a predicted model, not a curated record.
AACAUCAUUAUUCAAGGCUCUUUUCAUAUAAACUUUUAUAUACAAUUAGGGAUGGGAAUUGAUAAGAUUUUUUCGGUUCCGAUUACCCUUUUGAUUCUGCUUAACGAUUCAGCUCUUUAUCGAUUCUCUUAUCGAUUCUUAUUUGGAAAAAAAGAUAAUAUAUAGAUCGAUCAGCAUCAAUUAUGUUUAGUUUAGAGCGAACAUGACCUUACAAAGCCAGCAGUGAGGUCUUAAGAGGCACAUAGCAUAGAAAAAAAACUUUUGAAAAUAAAUUAAACAAAAAUAUUCUGUAGAAUUUAACAAAAUAAAACAUGUGGAAAUUACAAAAGAAUGUAACAUUUUGUAACAAUCUUAAAACUUAAGAAUCUCUGUCAUCUACCUAGGAAAUAUACAAUGCAAAGGUUUGUUUAGAUUUACAAGGUGAAACUGAUAUAAUGACAGAGGCUUAUAACAUGCAACAUAAGAUAUUUCGAACUUUCUUUUGAUACAAUGUUGAUGUUUUAAGAUUAGGAUUAGUUUAUUUCAAAGGGGACAAUGCAAUUUCAUAAAACACAUGACUACACAUGGUUAAAAAAGCCUGAAUUAGCCAGAAGGCUAGUUUUAAUCUGUAGUACCAUGGCCAUGAUGUAAAAAAGGCAGUAAAAUUAAAAUUUUAAAGAAAAAGAAAAAAAGCACACAAUACAUAUACGAUAUAAUAAAAAAUAAAAUACAACAUCACAACAUAUCAUUCAUCAUAGCAUCAAAUCAGGCUCAUCUUUUAGUGCUGGCAGCUGUAGACAUUGAUAAGCCACAUUUUUAUUGCCUAGAGCUUAUAAAAACCUUAAAUUGAAAAUCUCAGAAAAUGUGUUGUGGUUUUUUAAACUGUAAGCCAUUAUCAUCAUGGUUGUAUUAAAUUAUUAAAUAGAGGCUUGACCAAUGUCACUUUGCUGCAAUAUUCUAAUUUGAUGUGUGUCACCUGUAUAAUAUAAUGACUGGGCUAAAAUGUGUUUGGAGGAAAUCAUACAACUUUUCUCUGACUACAACUGUACAUUCACCUACAGAAAGCAACAAUGUGGCAUAUUGUUGUGAGCUUUUAACCACAAACUUGGUCACUGCUCAGUGAUAUUCGCAGCGGUGAAAACUAACGGUAGACGUGAACUGGAGCCAUUACUGCCCGCCUCCAAACCAGUCAGAAUAUGUCUCCUCAUGCUCAUCUGAACGAGAAGAGUUUGAUGGAGAGCUGGUCGGAUGACAGCUGGAACUGUUGUUAUAACUGGAGGAAUACUGGCCACAGUGAUACUUCUGUGUAUCAUAACUGUGCUCUGUUACUGUCGACUCCAGUACUACUGCUGUAAGAAGAAUGGGUCUGACAGUAGCUCCAACUCCCUGCAGCACUUUGAAUGCAACGCAUGCGGCGUCUCCGGCCUGGACGGCCCCAUCGACACCCCGCUGUCGCUUUCCCCGCCAGAUCCGCCGGCCACCUCCAAAGCCGGGAAAGCGGCGGCGGGGCGUAGCCGCUACUGCCCCACCUGCUCCCCCUACGACUCCCCCUUUUUCCUCCGCACCAGCGAUGAGAUGCGGAAUGGUGGCGAGCGCAUUACCUACAUGCCCACGCACUACGAGAACCAGGCUCUGGUCAUGCCGCUGCCAACCGGCCGAGGCUCCCUGCUGAGAGAGGCCCGGCGGAGCAGAACACCUGAUUUCUACUCUAACACUGGAGCCAUCAGCACACAGGUGUGACACUGCAGCUGACGAGCAGAAGCAGUUUUAGCAUUGAAUUACUAUGCGCGAGUUGGAAUUCUCAAAUCUGGUUGAUGUUUUUGUCAAAUUGUACACGUAAAAUACACAAUGUAUCGACUGUUAUUUACAGACUGAGGGCUAUUUUACCUAAAUCCUGGUUUACAUACUGUCUGCCAAACACUGUACAUGUUGAAGGAGGCGUUAAAGAAUGAAGGGAUGCAAUUACCGUAUUUUUCGGAUUAUAAAUCGCAGUGUUUUUUCAUAGUUUGGCCGGGGGUGCGAUUUAUGCUCUCGAGCGACUUAUGUGUGAAAUUAUUAACACAUUACCGUAAAAUAUCAAAUAAUUUUAUUUAUCUCAUUCACGUAAGAUACUAGAGGUACCAAUAGAAGAGGAAGCGGCGCAUUGUCUAUCUUUGGAGUUGGCAGAGUUGUUUAGAAGCGACACCGAGGAAGAAGAUUUCAUGGGAUUUAGCGAUGAGGAGUGACAGAUUGUUUGGUAAACGUAUAGCAUGUUCUAUAUGUUAUAGUUAUUUGAAUGACUCUUACCAUAAUAUGUUACGUUAACAUACCAGGCACGUUCUCAGUUGGUUAUUUAUCCCUCAUAUAACGUACACUUAUUCAGCCUGUUGUUCACUAUUCUUUAUUUAUUUUAAAUUGCCUUUCAAAUGUCUAUUCUUGGUGUUGGGUUUUAUCAAAUAAAUUUCCCCCAAAAAUGCGACUUAUACUUUAGUGCGACUUAUAUAUGUUUUUUCUUUCUUUAUUAUGCAUUUUCGGCCGCUGCGACUUAUACUCCGGAGCGACUUAUAACCCGAAAAAUACGGUAUACGCGCCCUGUGAUUGGCUGGCAACCAGUCCAGGGUGUACCCAGCCUUUGGAUGCUGGGAUGCAGUCGUUUCUUGGAUUUUGUCAUCCGACCUAUUCUGGGUGUUUUCAAUGCAUGCGUUUGUUUCCCCACCUUUUUUGUCACUAUGAUCUGUGUCUAUGCAAUAUGUUUGACUGCUGAUUUUAGUCUUCUUGCAGCAGAUAUGAUCUCAUAAGCGUAAGGACAAAACACCAAUAUACAAGCAUACCACCCUGGAAAAAGAAUGGUUCAAUAAACCGAUAAGAGCGCCAAUAUAUGAUAUUUAUACCUACUGCAAAAAAAAGAGCUAACAAUGUAAGGGAAUCAAAUACUAAAAACUAGUGAAAUUAUGUCCAUGCAGCUAGUUAUUUUACUUGGCAAGACAUCCUAAAUUAAGAUUUGUAUAUCUAGAAAUUAGCAGGACGUUUAAAGUAAAACUGCACUUUUUAUUUUUAUUUUGCCUAUCCAUCACAAUCAGUAUGAAAGACUUGACGACGAAUGGAUAUUUUAAAAUGCAUUCUAAUUUGUGAAUACACGUAAAUUCUAGUACGCUUACUGUGGAGCCAACGAUAGCUCCACUAUUCCGCCCAUAAAAUCAAAUAACCAUCAGAAAAGCUCCAACAAUACUCCAUUUAGUGAUUUGAAUAUUAACAGUGAUAUUGUUAUUAUAAGCGCUAACGCUGACUAACUAUGGCAACGCAGUGAUCACAAGCUUGUGUACAAUUUCGACAUGAUUGACUGGCGAGAUGUUUCCUUGCUUCCUAUAAGUUUAUUCUAGAUCACGCUUGGAUUCACCGCCCCCUUUUUCUUUGUGAGGAUUAUGGGUCAUUCUUCAUCUAAAUGGGAAUAUGUGAACAUCCCGGCAGUCGGCAUCCUAGUGACUGCAGACCUCGUACAGUAAGUGAUGUUUUAUUAUGUUUGUUGGCUCUCAUAAAGUCUGCAGUCAGUAAUAAUCAGUGAUGCUGUUAAAAAUAAGCGAACAUUGUGAUGCCUUUUUUAACAUAUGCAUAUGCUUUAAAUGAUCAAAAUAUGUAAAUAUUAAGGCUCCAUUAUUAACAGACUUUUGAUCGCAUUUACUUAAUAUUUAGAAUGCAUUUUUUCUAAAAUACAUUCAUCGUCAUGUCUUUCAUAAUGAUUGUGAACGAUAUGCAAAAUUCCCAAAAAAGUGCAGUUCCCUUUUAAGCUAGAAAUACGUAUUUUAUUUUGAAAACAAGCAUUAUUCAAUCUGCAGUUAAAUUAAGUAUCCUGGGGAUGUUGCAGAAUCUUUAAAGAAGAUUGUCUAUGUAUAGAAAACCAAAAUAUCUUAUUUGAAUAGUUAUUUUCUCAAUUUUAACAUUUUUAAACUUGAAUAGACAAAAUAUUCCGUAUUUUCCGGGCUAUAGAGCACACCGGUAUUUAAAGGUGCCAUACUGUAUGUAAUAAUGUAGUCACGGUCAAAAAUUAUGUAGUCUCCUCCCUCUCUCCAUGACUGAGGUUGCCAGAUACACAGCCGAAUCCCAAUCCAAGGAACUUCAAAUGGCAAACGACGAGUCCUAGGCUGUAGGUUUCUCUUGUUUAUGCUUCUUGCAAGAUGGUUUACGAAGAAAUUAUGCCAUCUUUCACUGAUGUGGAUUAGCCAAAUGUAUUUGUAAAGUUACGCAGCGAUAUUUUUGUCGGGAGUCGGGACAGAUUGUUGGCAUUACCCUGCUAAAAUGUCGAGUUUGACCACACGGAUAAUUAUACAUAAUAAUAUAUAUUAUAUAUCGCAUAGGCCUACUUUGAUGGCAAGCCAAGGCUAACAGUAAAAUUACUGCCACAUUUGGUUCUGCAUAACUCCAUGUUGCAUCCAACCUGACGCACUGCAUUCUCUUCCAUGUACGCACAUCACCAUCUUUCAGUGCAGAGUGCAAUUCUAUGAGCCAACCCACGUUAUGCAGAAACCACGUUACGCAGAAAUCAUAUAGCCUACUAUCAUGUCAAUACACCAAGUAAAAAAUCCUGACAUGUAAUGCAUGAUAUUGUGCCAAAUACCACCCCAUAUAUGCCUGAUGCACAUACAGUACCAGAAAAAGCAAAUAGCCGUGCUAAUGUUGGAACACAUUUCCUCAGCGUAUCAGCAUAUUGAGAACAAAAUAGGCACUGACACUACCCAUAUCCACAUAGGGCAAAAUAUCGAAAAAUAAAUUUUGCCCUGUCAGUUGGAUGACACAUCGACAUACAGGCUAACAGGUAUAUAUUUCAUAUAUUUCACUGUUGUCGAUGUGUCAUUGAC